GAGCGCCACGAGUCGGCAUUGUCAGGCGGCGGCACCGCGCGGGCCCGAGUGAGCUUGUCGGUCGGUGGGCUCCGAGCGGCGCGGCGGAGGGCGCGAGGUCGCGGCGGCUCCGUCGGCGGACCGAGGGGAGGCCCGGGAGCGCGGGCGUGAGCGCGGCCGAGCUCGCGGCGCCUUUCCGGCGGGUGGGGACGAGCGGGCCCCGCGGCGUCAUCGGCGGCGAGGAGCCGCCGCGCCCCGGCCUAGCAUGUCGGAAGUGGGUGAGGAGCAGCCCAUGGAGACGACGGGCGCCACCGAGAACGGACACGAGGCCGCCCCCGAAGGCGAGUCGCCGGCAGGGGCCGGCGGCGGGGCCGCGGCGGGCGCCGGAGGCGGGAGCGCGGCGCCCCCGGCCGGCAACCAGAACGGCGCCGAGGGCGACCAGAUCAACGCCAGCAAGAACGAGGAGGACGCGGGAAAAAUGUUCGUUGGUGGCCUGAGCUGGGAUACCAGCAAAAAGGACCUAAAGGAUUACUUUACCAAAUUUGGAGAGGUCGUUGACUGUACAAUAAAAAUGGAUCCCAACACUGGUCGGUCAAGAGGGUUUGGGUUUAUCCUCUUCAAAGACGCAGCCAGCGUGGAGAAGGUCCUAGACCAGAAGGAACACAGGCUGGAUGGCCGUGUCAUUGACCCCAAAAAGGCCAUGGCCAUGAAGAAGGACCCGGUAAAGAAAAUUUUUGUGGGGGGUCUGAAUCCUGAAGCCACUGAGGAGAAGAUCAGGGAGUACUUCCGCGAGUUUGGGGAGAUCGAGGCCAUUGAACUUCCAAUGGAUCCAAAGUUGAACAAAAGACGAGGCUUUGUUUUCAUCACCUUUAAAGAAGAGGAACCUGUGAAGAAAGUUCUGGAGAAAAAGUUCCAUACCAUCAGUGGAAGUAAGUGUGAAAUCAAGGUGGCCCAGCCCAAAGAGGUCUAUCAGCAGCAGCAGUAUGGCUCUGGGGGCCGUGGGAGCCGCAACCGAGGGAACCGAGGCAGCGGCGGCGGCAGUGGAGGUCAGAGUCAGAGUUGGAAUCAGGGCUACGGCAGCUACUGGAACCAGGGCUACGGCUACCAGCAGGGCUACGGGCCCGGCUAUGGCGGCUACGACUACUCGCCCUAUGGCUAUUACGGCUACGGCCCCGGCUACGACUACAGUCAGGGCAGCACAAAUUACGGGAAGAGCCAGCGCCGCGGCGGCCACCAGAACAACUACAAGCCGUACUGAGGCUUCGGCAGGACGCCCGACCGAUCGCACACGCUUGUUUGGAUCUCGAGUGAACACAAUUAUGUACCAAAUUUAACUUGGCAUACUUUCUA
Molecule: messenger RNA, 1329 nt
Organism: Neomonachus schauinslandi (Hawaiian monk seal)
Lineage: Eukaryota; Metazoa; Chordata; Mammalia; Carnivora; Phocidae
Gene: HNRNPAB
Product: heterogeneous nuclear ribonucleoprotein A/B
Exons: 8
Coding region: 245-1237 (330 amino acids)
Biological process (GO): regulation of gene expression
Cellular component (GO): nucleoplasm
Molecular function (GO): RNA binding
Source: RefSeq, a predicted model, not a curated record